This is a messenger RNA of Lentinula edodes (shiitake mushroom), 525 nucleotides long. RefSeq lists its product as uncharacterized. The transcript has 2 exons. The record is from RefSeq and is a predicted model, not a curated record. Bases 1 to 525 code for a protein of 174 amino acids. Lineage: Eukaryota; Fungi; Basidiomycota; Agaricomycetes; Agaricales; Omphalotaceae.
AUGUCUUCAGACGCCCCCCCGUCCCGUCCUUCGCAUUCACAGCCUUUGAGUUCUUCGGUCAAUGGAUUCCACGAAGAAAUCGCGAAAAAGACAGUCAAGAGUAUGCUCAAGAACACAGUGGCUUCUAAUUCUUCGCCUGAAGAAGACUCACUAGAAUCACUACUAUCUCCCGAUGCUCAAGGCCGUUUGCAGUUCGGUGAUCCAAAACAACGUCACAAACGUACGACACAGGCCUUGACUACGAUCUCUGCUAUAACGGAGGCAACUCGUGGUCUAAAAGCCCAAAUUGAAGCUAUCUCAUCAUCCCAUACCUCAGCAGAAAUAAACGCCAUCCUUUGCACUGUGGAGGAUAAUUCUGACGCUCUUCGUCAUCAUAUCAGCUCUGUCACACGUACUGCAGUAUCUGAAGAAGUCAAGGAAGCGAGAGCAAUGCUGGAUCUUUUGGAUCAGGUAGUCAGCGUAUGGAGAACAGAUUACCCUGACUCUUCGCCCGUGAAAAUUGACAACCGUAUGUGCUCCAUUUGA